Molecule: messenger RNA, 1398 nt
Organism: Spodoptera exigua (beet armyworm)
Lineage: Eukaryota; Metazoa; Arthropoda; Insecta; Lepidoptera; Noctuidae
Source: the annotation of a GenBank genome assembly
GUGCAGCCGCGAUAGAUACGCGCCGCUACGAAUAGCGCUCGCUCCGCACGCUAGUUAAUGUGAUCUCAUUUAUUUUACUCAUAUCCCGAAAUAUUGAUUAAAUAAACAAAGAUGUCUGAAGGCACGAGUGCAGACGCUGCGGUCGAGCAGGUGACACAAGAAGUGAAGGACGUCAAGCUGGAGAACGGGUCAGCUCCUGGUGCAGUCAACGGAACGGCUAACAAAGCUGAAGGAGCCAUUUCUCUAAAGGAUGCAUUCAAAGCUUUUUCUAAAUUUGGAGACCCAAAAUCGGAUGGCAAAACGAUAACACUGUCACAAAGCGACAAAUGGAUGAAGCAAGCAAAGGUGAUCGAUGGGAAGAAAAUAACCACGACGGACACCGCGAUUCACUUCAAAAAACUAAAGACUCUGAAGCUUGGUAUUGACGACUACCAGAAAUUCCUAGAAGACCUUGCUAAAAGUAAAAAGGUAGAGCUGGAAGAGAUAAAGAAGAAGCUCACGAGUUGUGGCCAGCCGGGUGUCUCAUCACACGUGACCAAGUCGCCAGCGGCUGCAGCUGCAGUGGACCGCCUGACAGACACCAGCAAGUAUACGGGCUCCCAUAAACAGAGGUUCGACGAGACCGGCAAAGGCAAGGGCAUCGCUGGCAGGAAGGACCUGGUCGAUGCCUCGGGCUACGUGUCUGGCUACCAGCACAAGGAUACGUACAACAAGUCCCACUAACCGCCAUUCUGUACACGGCAUACAAUUAACAUUUAAAUAAAACCUGGGAGCCUGAAUCCUCAAACCUUUUACGGUAUUUACUAAUUCCUUAUUUUGGAUCACAAGAGUUGCUGACGAAGUAAAAUAAACAUGCAUGACUCGUAUAAGACUGUACGAUUUGUUAUUCCGCGCAAAUAUAUCAACUUUUACUAUGGGACCAACUCCGAUAUGAUAAAACGUAAAUUCCAUACGCUUUGGGAUACAAACAACAGGCUGUAUGGAAUAAAUAAAAAAUAUUUUCAAAAUUCGGAAUUGGUUCAAUAAUUCAAGUUAACUGUUAUCAUAUUUCAGUCUUCCUCAGUAAGAUAUCUUACCUAAUUGUAUAUUCAGCAAGCAUUGGAACAAAUAUAGCUUUCAUAUGACGAUCAAAGUCGAUCUCUGGCUAAACCACUUGGAAGCUUCUCUUUGCAAUAAUUACGAUAUUGUACAUUUUUUUAAGUACAUGGUACUAGAUUAAUGCAUUUGAAAGAGUAUUGCUUUGUAUGUUGUGCGAAAGACAUUCCUUCCUUAGAAAGUAAACGUUGUAAUAGAGUAAGUGGAAGCGUUUUCUGACUAUAUUACCUUGUCUGUACGUCUAGUCGUGUGUAUAGUUACAUUCUUUACAAAAUAUUAAAAGUUUCAAUGUAUUUUUAAAAU